Molecule: messenger RNA, 294 nt
Organism: Aspergillus costaricaensis CBS 115574
Lineage: Eukaryota; Fungi; Ascomycota; Eurotiomycetes; Eurotiales; Aspergillaceae
Exons: 3
Coding region: 1-294 (97 amino acids)
Source: RefSeq, a predicted model, not a curated record
AUGUUCGGCAGUGGCUUAAUGUCGUGGCUGAGGCACUCCGAGGCCGUGCCCGAAAGCAAAUGGAACCCUGAGACCCUGACGAUGGAGCAGCCUGCUAGCCCGUCCGGUCCCUCCAUGGAGCACGUUGUCACUGAGCAACCGCGCACUGGAGAGUCCAUGCAGCUGCAGAUCCGCGGUGGUGUUGUGCUGGUGUCUGCUGCUUUGAAUGCUGCGAAUGCUGCUGCGAUUGUUGCGGCGACGACGGGCCGGAUGGUCCUCCCCCUCCUCCCGGCCCACCCGGACCUCCAUGAGUGA